CUUGGGUAAAGAUAAUAAAUAAAGAGAUGUUGGCUCAGCAUUGGAUCAUUCACACACGUUUUGCACUUUUCCCUCUCUCUCUCUCUCUGUGUUUCUCUCUCUACAAAUUUCUUUUCUUUUCUUUCUCUUUCAGACUCUGCAACUGCUUUUCUAUUCCUAAAGGCAAAGAACACCAACAACGCCAACAACACUAAAAGGUAGCCACCCUAGGCCAGUUCCUCCAUAAACCCAGGCUAUCAUAUUCACUCCAAAAUCCACACGCUUUUUUUCCCCUCCUUUUCUAUGGUGUUUCCUCUUCCUUAAUCCUUCUUUUUAAACGAAGAAAACUGGGUAAUCAUCAUAGACACGAAUUGAAACCGCAAAUAAUAUACACUUGCUUUUGAUGGCGGUGAUCAUCGUGAUACCCAGAAUUGAAAACGCUGGUUAUUGAAAGCUUUAAUCAAUAUUUAUAUUUUUUUGUAUUUUUGUUUUCAUAGUUGUAGUUCGAAGUCAUGGGAACUUUUUUUUUUUUUUGUUCUUGUUUCGAGCUAAUAAUUUUAAUUGAAAAAGUUUAUUUAAUUCAUGUUUUUUCUGAGUCACUUUUAAGUGUUGCGUGGAGCUUGUUUUGAGAGCUGAAAUAAAGCGAACGGAAUUUUUUAAAUUAUUUUAUUUUAUUUUUUGUUAUUUUAGACACCCUCUUUUUUGUAGUCAAAUCACGGGCCGUGUAAUUUUUACAACACUUAUUUACUUAUUUAUUUUUAUUGAAGAUUUUAAUCUCAUAACUGAGUUUCUUAGUUGAUUCUUACGAUGAAUUAGUACAUGUGCCUUAGAGUUUGCUUAAUGUUAUAUGUUGAUCAUCAUCUAAUCAUGUAUUUGUUUGAUUUUUUAUGUUUUGAAUUGUUCCUUGAGAGAACUUUUAAUGAUAAUAAUGGGUGUAAAUGUGGCCAUGGUUGGAUUAUAUAAUCAAGCCGUGUUUUACUUAUUGGCAACGUUUGUUGUGUGAACCAAUUGGAAUAGAACAGUUUGUUGACUUUGUUCUAUUCUUAUUUCUACCCUUUUAGGAGAAGCAAAAUGUACUGUGAUUUUAAUCUUAUGUCAUGUUUUGCUAUCAGUUUAAAGUCCAGCAACAUUAGAACAAAACUCCCAUUUUGUGUUCUGUUUCAUGCUGACAUGAUGAUCUAACACUACCAUUUUGAGAUCGAAUUGUGCUUCUUUGUUUAGAAGAGUUAAUGAAGGAGCUCUUUUGAUAGACUUCAGUAACCUGUUGUUCUAUUUAUAUUAUAUAUAGAUAUAGAUUAAAGUCUUGGUUGUUUAUCCCCGGAGAUGAGAAAAACUGAAGAUAUGUAAGCAGGGCCAUGGUUGUAGCUACCAGGAAGCAAUUGGAGUAAAUCUUCUGGUAUUCACACUAGGCAUGAUUUUGUAGAUUUAUGCUUGAAAGAUUAGAGAAGUAAAUUUGGGUUCAUACCAGAAAGGAUUGACUGUUUAAUGAAUACUUGUUACUGAUUUUUUGAAAACUUUGAUAGUCUAAGUUUAGUAUGUUUUAUUUAUUAUAUGGAAUUGUGGAUUAAGGAUUAUUUAUUCUCUGGUACUUACAUUUCUCCUUUUCCUAUAACAGUGAAAACUUUGGAACUUGACUGUUUUCUAACUUUGUUAUAAUAAUUAUUUAUUGAAAGUGCUUUGAUAUAGCUCAAAUUCCCUAACAAUUUGUCUGAUCAAGGAUGCAAAAUCUUAUAUAAUUGACUCAGUUUGCCAAAGCAAUAUGCUUUAUGAAUGAACCCCCCCCCCCCUCUCUCUCUCUCUAGGGUGAAGAAAUUUAGUUAUCACGCAUGGCUAGUUUGGAAUGAUUUCAAGAUAUGCCAUUUAAUUUAUGAAGUUUAUUCGAAAGUAUAACAGUGGAAAAGUUCCUACUUCCUUCAUUAUAUCCAAACUUCAAAUUUAUGCACUCCCAAUGGAGCAGCUAGUCUGGCCAGUCUUUUAACUUGCAAUUUGAUUUAUGCAUAUAAAUCAUUAUUAUGAUUCUAUGAAGCAUUUAUAAAUAUUUUCUUAAACAAACUAUCUUUUUCGUAAAGAUCAUAUGUUAUUUAGGCUUGCCAAUUAUUUCUAUUCCCAUCCUCACUAUUUUCUUUAUUAUGAUGGCCCUGUGUGAUUUAUGAUUAUCUGAUUACUACUACAUUAUAUGAAUGUGUUGCAGAUUUGAAGGUAAAAACUAUUGAUGGAUGGAUAUUCCGGUAAAAGAGGCAUAGAUGGGGUGGUAGUUCCAAGAAAGGGGAUGGGCCAUGUGCUUAGAGAUACUGCUAAUAGUAGAGAUCAAAAGGGUCAAAUUUGCAGCCGAUUGGGUUGCAGUGGUAGUGCCAAUCUUCCUAAAGUUGCUCAAGUCAAAUCUUCUGACAAAGGUAAAUCUAUGAGGUCCUAUUCCGGUAGCAAGGAAGCAAUUGGAAGUUCCUCCAGAACUACUAGUAAGUCAGGAAAACUGCUUAUAGAGUCUCGGAAAACAUUAUCUUCUCAGUUUGAGAUAGAUUCAUCUGAAACUAGUAGCGUGCAAGAUGAACCAGAAAUUUCAGAGCUGAUACCUCUGCCAGAAGAAAGUCAGAGAAGGCUUCAAGAUGAAGGGGAAAGUACAGAGUCUAGUGAAGUGAUAUCUGUGGAAGUAGGAAGCUCUAAUGCAGUAUCAAAUACAAGAUCUCAAAGGAGUUUUAAUCGAAGACCUGGAUUGCGUGAGCAAGAAAAUAAAAGCAGUGUUCCAGUGAGACGUUCUGGUACCUGUAGGUAUGAGUUGAGGAGCUUCAGAUGCAACUCUAUAUCUGAUGUCAUCCCAGCUGGUAGUUCAUCAUCAGAUUCAACCCUUAAUAGAAAGAAGGAUUCAAUGAAAAAGAGAAACUGUGAAGGGGAAAGUAGUUCCACUGUUAAGGGCAAGAAAAUUAUUGGAUCUUCUCAGAUAGGACGGAAUUCUGGCUCCCGGAUUGGGCUAUCUAUCUCUGAUUCAAGAAGAUCUAGAAAUUUGCCUUCUCACAGUGACAUCAGCACAGCAUCAGUUAGAACUCAAAAAUCAAAUAGUGGUCAUGCAAGGGGAAGGUUUACUAGCCAAGGAAAUGGAAAUCCUGUGGCAACCUGUGAAUCCUCUGUUAUCGUACCCCUUUCACCUCAUUCUGAUGAUCUUGAUGCUUCUGGCAUUUCAUAUCAUUCUUCUUCAGAGACUCCUUUCAGUUGUUCAAGCUCUUAUGGUAGACCAGGCACUAGCAGUGAGCAGUUAUGUGAUGCUAUGCCUGUGUCUCCUGCAGAAUAUGACAUCACUCAUUCUCUAAUAAACUGGGAUGGCUUUCAACACUACAAUAUGGAUGGUAUGGCCGAGCAAAUUAUUUUAUUGGAAAACAGUUUGCUCCUUAAUGGACUAAACUUUUAUGAUCACCACAGAGACAUGCGGAUGGAUAUUGAUAACAUGUCCUAUGAGGAACUUUUAGCUCUAGAAGAAAGGAUGGGUACUGUGAGCACAGCUCUAACAGAGGAAGCACUUUCAGAAUGUCUGAAAACAAGUACAUAUCAGUCUGCACCUUCAGAUGAUGUGGCCGAGAAUUGUGAGGAGGAUAAGGAUGAUAUCAAAUGCUGCAUCUGCCAGGAGGAAUAUGUCAUUGGAGAUGAAGUUGGAAGUCUGCAAUGUAAGCAUAGAUUCCACGUGAUUUGCAUUCAGGAGUGGCUGCGGCUGAAGAAUUGGUGCCCUAUUUGUAAAGUAUCAGCAGCACUGUCCAAUUCUUCAUCUUUGCCUCAUUGAUUGUGUUGUCCCUUUCACAUUUGAUUUGAUAUAAAAUGCAGAUAUUCCUCACUUCUGA
Abrus precatorius (Indian licorice) is the source of this 3803-nucleotide messenger RNA. Its product is annotated as probable E3 ubiquitin-protein ligase RHG1A. The record is from RefSeq and is a predicted model, not a curated record. Bases 2192 to 3745 code for a protein of 517 amino acids. Gene Ontology annotation, molecular function: ubiquitin protein ligase activity. Lineage: Eukaryota; Viridiplantae; Streptophyta; Magnoliopsida; Fabales; Fabaceae. The transcript is spliced from 4 exons.